Messenger RNA from Paramecium pentaurelia, 1091 nucleotides. Lineage: Eukaryota; Ciliophora; Oligohymenophorea; Peniculida; Parameciidae. The record is from the annotation of a GenBank genome assembly.
UAUGAAUCAAACUAAUAGAAGUUACUAUCAAUUAAAUGCGUCAAACAUAUUAUCAACAAAGAGAGUUCCUAGUCUGACUCCAACUAAAAAUUAUCCAAGUAGUGUUUCAAAGGAUAAAAUGUAUUAAAUAAUUUGACUAGUUAGAACUAAAUAAGUUAAGGAUAAAGCCAUAAGUGGUAACAGCUAAUAAAAAAGUGAUGUUUACAAUUUACCAAUUCAAAAUGCUCUAUUUUUAUAAUAAUAAAAUGCCAUUUUAUCUGCAAGAAAAGCAACAAUAAAUUUGAGUGACAGUUCAGAUAAAUUAAGAAAAACAUCUCCAAACGAAAAGUAAAUUAUCUUAAAUUUAGAAGAUCUCCCAUCAAUCCUAGAUUGUCUACUUUAUAAAAAAAUAAAUAAAUAAGCAUUUCUUAAUCAUAAUAAGCUAUUGCAUAGGUUUUGGCAAAAAUGUAAGAAAAUGAUAAUAUAUCUUACAUGAAUAAAUAAUGUAUUUAUAUAAAUAGAACUUAGUAUAUCAUAAUCCUGAAAUUGAAUCUACCUAAAAAAGUACAAUAAAUAGCAGAGAAUAUACUAAUAAUUCUUCUAAACAUAAAACUGAAGAUUAUUAAAAAUUGUAAAGAGAGAAUUUGAUUCUUUAACGGAAAGUAUUAGAAUUUGAAUAAAAAGUAAUUAAUAGAUUUAUUAUUUUAAAGAUCUCUGCUUUGGAAUCAAUAAAUUAAUAAUUACUUAGUUUAGUUAAAUCAUGUGAUUGUCAUUAAACAUAAUUAAGAGAGUUAGAAAUUACAAUCUGCAAUUUAAAUUAUCUAAAAGAAACAGUAAAUCCAAUUUAAAUAUAAAAUAUAUCAUCUUUAGAUAUGUAAUCCAAUAUAGAAUUUAAAAAGAAACUAUCAUAUUCUUAAGAUUAUUCAGAAAUUAAACCAUAAAAUUUAUUUACUAAUCAUAAUUCUACUAAAAUAAUUGAAUAAUUUAUAGAAUAGCAUUAACUAAAUCAAUCAGAAUUGAAUAUAUUUAAAGAUUUGACCAAAAAAAUAGAUGAUAAAUAAGUACCUAUACCAUCUGUACUUAAAGCAUUAUCCUUAGUUAUUAAUGUAUGA